Mugil cephalus (flathead mullet) is the source of this 6579-nucleotide messenger RNA. RefSeq names its product Cbl proto-oncogene, E3 ubiquitin protein ligase (gene cbl). Bases 711 to 3578 code for a protein of 955 amino acids. Gene Ontology annotation, biological process: cell surface receptor signaling pathway; negative regulation of epidermal growth factor-activated receptor activity. The record is from RefSeq and is a predicted model, not a curated record. NCBI's taxonomy places the organism in Eukaryota, Metazoa, Chordata, Actinopteri, Mugiliformes, Mugilidae. The transcript has 16 exons. Gene Ontology annotation, molecular function: receptor tyrosine kinase binding; SH3 domain binding; phosphotyrosine residue binding. Gene Ontology annotation, cellular component: membrane raft; plasma membrane.
ACGUCACGGGGGGGAAACUGAAAAUUUCUGGGCAAUGUUUAAUUCCCACUAUUAUUUAUUCGCCCUUGUUCCCGUGUAUGGCCGUGAAGCUUUCGUAGUUUUAUGUGCUACUUCCUCCCCUCAGUCAUCGCCGAGGCUUCUCUGUCGUCAGCCUCACGUCCCGCAGAGGAAGGCUGACACUGUCACACAGCCACUGAACUUCCCGUCAAGACACGGCACGGGCGAAAAGAUCUGCUGCUGCUGCUGCUUCUGACAAAAAAAAAGGGGAACGACAUUGGGGGGUAUCAAGAGCAGAGAGAAGGACGCACUCGAGUCCGUCUGGGCAGAGAGACGGUGUCUUUGUCCUCCCGCUGAGGACGAGCAGAGGCAGGUCUGCUAAUUAGCCCGCAGAGAGGGGACGGUGAGCGGCGCGGCUAGCUGCAGGGAGUGAGUGACCGCUGGGCUCGUUUUUUUCAGCCACAACCGGGACAUUUAUCCGGCAAACUGAUGUUAGGUUUACCGAUGGGAGCCUUUUUCCGAUAGUCCUCCUUCCCUCCCUCACUCCCUCCCUCCGCCUACCCACCGUCGGACCCUGGCUCGGAUUCGCCGCUCGGGCGCAGUCCUCGCAGGGGGGUACCGGAUCACCAUCGCCCGGUCCAGCUAACUCCAGGCGGCGGUUCGGUCCCCCUGACCACUUCCCUGCCUCUGGCCGACUCUAGGCGAGCCCGACGAUGGCAGGGAACCUGAAGAAAGGCGGGGGGAUCAUCGGAAUGAUGAAGGAUGCCUUCCAGCCACACCACCACCACCUCCACUCCCAUCACCAGCCCGGGGCCGUGGACAAAAAGACGGUGGAGAAAUGCUGGAAGCUGAUGGACAAGGUGGUGCGUCUGUGCCAAAACCCCAAAUUGGCUCUGAAGAACAGCCCCCCUUACAUCCUGGACCUGCUGCCAGACACCUACCAGCACCUGCGCACCAUUUUGUCUCGCUAUGAGGGCAAAAUGGAGACACUGGGGGACAACGAGUACUUCCGGGUCUUCAUGGAGAACCUGACCAAGAAGACCAAGCAGACCAUCAGCUUGUUCAAGGAGGGCAAGGAGCGCAUGUACGAGGAGAACUCGCAACCCAGACGAAAUCUCACCAAGCUGUCGUUGAUCUUCAGCCACAUGCUGGCUGAGCUGAAGGCCAUAUUCCCCAACGGUCUGUUUCAAGGUGACAAUUUCCGUAUCACCAAAGCAGAUGCUGCAGAGUUCUGGAGACGUGCUUUCGGGGACAAAACCAUCGUGCCUUGGAAGGUUUUCCGUCAGUCUCUCCACGAGUUUCACCCUAUCAGCUCCGGCCUGGAGGCCAUGGCCCUCAAGUCAACCAUCGACCUUACAUGCAAUGACUACAUCUCUGUCUUUGAGUUUGACAUUUUCACCAGGCUGUUCCAGCCUUGGUCGUCCCUGCUGAGGAACUGGAACAGCUUGGCAGUUACUCAUCCGGGGUACAUGGCCUUCCUCACCUACGAUGAGGUGAAAGCUCGGCUGCAGAAAUUCAUUCACAAGCCCGGCAGUUACAUCUUCCGCCUGAGCUGCACACGACUGGGCCAGUGGGCCAUUGGCUAUGUGACAGCAGAUGGAAAUAUACUCCAGACCAUUCCCCAUAACAAACCUCUCUUCCAGGCUCUCAUAGAUGGUUUCAGGGAAGGAUUCUAUUUAUUCCCUGACGGCCGUACCCAAAACCCUGACUUGACAGGACUGUGUGAGCCUUCGCCUCAAGACCACAUCAAAGUCACACAGGAGCAAUAUGAGCUGUACUGUGAGAUGGGCUCCACUUUCCAGCUUUGUAAGAUCUGCGCUGAGAACGACAAGGAUGUGAAGAUUGAGCCCUGUGGUCAUCUCAUGUGCACAAUGUGUCUCACUGCCUGGCAGGAGUCAGAAGGUCAGGGGACAGGUUGUCCCUUUUGCCGCUGUGAGAUUAAGGGUACAGAGCCCAUCGUCGUGGAUCCCUUCGACCCCAAGGACAACAGCGGAGGCUCUUGCAGGGCGACGUUCGGGGCCGAGGGCGCGCCGUCACCCAGCUACGACGACGAUGACGACGACAGACUUGAAGACCCCCACCUCAUGAUGAGUAAACUCGCCUGCUCAAAGGUGGAGCGCCCCCCUUCACCCAUGUCUAUGGCUCCUCAGUCCUCUCUUCCCCCAGUGCCCCCCAGACUAGACCUGUUACCACACAGACCUCCCAACCCCCCUGGUGCCUCGAGCCCUGGGGUCUCCACUAAGGCAGCAUCUCACCACAAAGACAAGCCUCUCCCCCCUCCACCAGCGCUGCGGGAUCUCCCCCCUCCACCUCCUCCAGAUCGCCCCCACACAACCGGUAGUGCCCCAGAUCUAAGGCCUCAGAGGCGGCCGUUACCGUGCACUCCCGGGGAUCCCCCUCGAGAUAAGCUCCCUCCCACACCUCCGAACCGGCCCCUGGCUGACUGGAUGUCCAGACCUGUUCCCAAGGCCCCCAUCUCCUCCUCCUCGUCCUCGUCAUCCUCCUCAUCCACGCAAGUCUCGAGCCUGGGAGUGGACCUUCGAGCAGGUGUCCGGGAACUCUCCAACAGGCACUCCCUCCCCUUGGCACUGCCUUCAGCUCUGGACACCCGCUCAGACUCGCAGAAGAACAACAGCUCUCUCAGUCUGGACCACCAGCUGACUUUUGCCGCAGUAGUUGGUCAAGAUUAUGACAACCCCAAAGUCAAACCUUCCUCCUCAGCCAACGCCAUCUACGCUCUGGCAAACAGAGCAACUCCAGCCUCACGACAAGUGACGGGAGAGGAGGCGCGAGACAGUGACGAUGACUCGGAGUACAUGAUCCCUCGCCCCAUCCUGCCCCCCAUCACAGCGCCACCAGAAAGGGAGACCCCACCUGUACCGAGGCCCCCGCAGCCUCACUCCUUAUUAACACUCCAGUCACAGAACCCCGCCUCCAUACUCAACUCACGACUGGUAUUGGGAGACUUAGAGGACAAUCCUCUAAUGUAUGAAGCCAUGUACAACAUCCAAUCCAAGUCACAACAAGCCAGAGAUUCAGAUUAUUCAGAGUUGCCGCCUCUGGCGUUGUCGAACGGCCCCCGGGACCACGCGGCGGAGGACAGGGACGAGGAGGAGGAGAACGGCUACGACUACCCAAAACCCCGGCUGCCGAUGCCCCCCGCCCGACGCACCCUCUCAGAAAUGGGAGGGUCUUUGUCGUCGUCUUCCUCAUCCUCCUCCUCAUGUUCGUCCUCUACAGCUGCUUUCAACCGGUUUUCUCUAGAUUCAGAACCUGGAGCUGCAGCACCCUUCACAGAGGCGGUGGAAGCUCCAGAGAGACCUCCGAAGCCCCUGCCCAGACGAAUCAACUCGGAGCGUCGGCCCAGCCCCGUCCCGCCCGUCCCCGCUCCACCCUGCAGUGGGGCGACAGGAGGAGAAGCCAACCCCGAAAUCAGUAGCGAGAUCGAGCACCUCAUGAGUCAGGGCUACUCUUACCAGGACAUUCAGAAAGCACUGAUGAUUGCACAGAACAAUAUCGAAAUGGCCAAGAAUAUCCUGCGUGAGUUUGUCUCCAUUCCCUCCGCACACAUUGUUACAUAGCACACUCUCCGUGCCUCCCUCUCGUGUUCGCUCUCACGCCCUAGCUUGGCCCAGCCUGGUUCGGUUUAGGUUGGCACAGACCAGCCCAAAACCCAAAGCCCAUUGCCUGCAGCACUACCUCCGGUGCUGGCUGACGCCCUACUCCCCUGUGGAUUUUUAACCGGCUGUUACUGCAGCGAGCUCACCGUAUCUCUGGGACUCUGCACCCUGCACUCCAUGCGCUUUCGAAAAGUGUCAGGCCUUUGUUUUGUUUUUUUUGUUUGUUUUUUUGUUUUUUUAAACUGCUACAGCGGGCCUCUUCGUUUCCAAGAACAUCUCGAGACUGACUGAGCGCGUGCAGAAGAGAGACAGGACGUGACUUAAGACGAGACUUUCGUAGGAAUCCUGGGAAGAGAGAUUCUUUCAUGUUAAAGGCUCUUGCUGAUGUAACCAACACCUCACAAAUAAAAACUAAAAAUGUAUGUCUAUAUGAAAAUUUAAUAUAUGAGUAAAUAUAUAUUAAAUGUGUGUAAUAUAUACAGUACGUGCAUAUAUAGUAUGUGAAAAUGACUUCAGCUUUGAGGGUGGCUGCAGGUCCAAGCGUGUAUGGGUGGACGGGGACCAGAUUAAAGGGGGGGGGUUUGGCCCUUUCUGUCGGACAGAGACAUGUUGGACUUUUGAGAAGAGACACAUGAGGAUGGGGGAGAGUCGGGUGGGGUUGGGUGGGGUGUGGGGGGGCCUUCCUCACCGGGAUGUAUCAGUCGGCAGCAGCUUGAAAAACAUGCAGCAGAGCUUUUUUUUUUAUUAUGAAUUCAGUCUGUUAUGGCCUUUGAUUAACAAUGUUGCUUUGGUACUUCUUCUUUUUAGGAAGCUUGUUUUGUCGUGUUGUAAUGUCAAAGUAGCAUGACGAUGGUUUCAGGUCUGGACUGUGUGCGCAGUGUGUGUGUUUGUGGAUGCAUGCGGGUGUGUGCGUGUGUCAGACCUAACUCCUCAUGGCCUGCUCUUAAAAACAAACCCCCCUGUUCCUGUACAACAUGAAUGUGGAAUUACAGUCGGUAUACUCGGACUCGUGCUCUGUAAACGUACUACUGCUCUAAGUCAUGCGGCGGGGCCUUAGCGUAGCUGUGGAGCCUGGCAGUGAGAUUAUUAGAGGACGUACUAAUGUUGACGACCCUGCAGUACCAGACAGGCUAGUGUUGUGUGACCCGUGGCGGCUGAAACGUUUUUCGUUCUGUCUUUGUCUUUCAUUUCGUCGGCCGGCUGGCUCUGGGUUUUCUUGUCUCCAGCUCGGUCCGGUGUUAACGAAACAAACAAACAAACAAAAAAAAAAAAAGUCAUCGUUUUACUUUGGUAAUAUAUUAUUGUAUUAUGAUUAUAAAUAUUGUUAUUCUAAUUAAUUCAGAAGUGCUUCACUGCUGCUACUAUUGUUAGUGCUAAACAAUUAAGCCUUAAAUGUACAUUUGUGAAUAUUGUGUUUAACCGUCAUCCUUGUUUCUUUAAAGUGACAGUAUCAUCUGUUUCUCCAGUCCGUAAUGUAGCAUACUUGAAAGUUCAAGCGGCUUGUUGUCAGGCUGUCGACUCUUCAGUGUUUUAAGCAUUUCUUUUUUUUAUAUAUAUCUUCUAUACGUAGUCUCUGUAUAGCAACAGUUAGGACGCAAACAAAAUGCUUUGGGAAUGGAUCGCAGCCGUUUGGUAAAACUCUUUCACAUCUGUUCACUUUCCCCCCCCCCCACCCUGCUGAGAGGGAGUGAUUGCAGAGGCUUUUAAAUAGUAGGCUCAUGGGUUUGCUGGCCCACCCCCAAGUCUACGAUAAAAAUCAGUGUUUGGGCCAACUGUAAGAAUAAACUCAGGAAUAACGUUUGUCGAAACCAGUGGCUGUCACAAACCGGAGGAGGCUCAUUGGCUUAGAUAGCAGCCCCCCAGGUAGCCAAAAGUAUCCGCUCAAUGAAGUCACACAAGUAGCCUAUUACCUUUCUUUGUCAUGUUAAAACUUGCACACUUUGUUUUUCCUUUUUUCUUUUUUUUUUUUGUUUGUAUUAUUUCCAGUGUUGGCGGCGACUAGCGACAGCAGCUUCAUUUCAUUGGUACUAUGAAUGAUUAACUUCAUGCAUGGAGCUUUUAGGUACAUUGACCUGAACCUCUCCCAGCAUAUGAAGAAUGUUUUUGUUUUUUGUUUUUUUCUUAGGAGGGUGUCAAUCAUGUCAAUAGCUAAUCAGCCCGUAGUUGAUUCGGGGUCAUGCAGUGGGCUGACUGGACGCCAUCUCUGCGCUGUCUGACCGUCUCCUACUUCCUCGUUUUGUUUUGUUUUUCUGUUCCUAGUUGCCUUGAGAAACUUCUUGAAUGAUGGGUUGACAGUCGGGGAGGUCCCCAAUCCUCAAUACUGUGCCGGUGUUUUGUUUCGAGGACAGCGUGUCACUGUCGUGUAUUAUUUACCUUUUUAUUUCGUUUUUGCACAGGAUACCAAUUUGUGCUUUGAUACUGUCACUCUAAAGAAAACCAAAUUGUACAAAGUUAGUGAUAUGAAACCAGAAAAAAAAUGGCUUUUUAAAUUCAGUUUGCAUUCCUGUAUUUUGUUCCAAAGUUUGUUUGUUUUUAUUGUUUACUUAAUGUGAAUAAUUCUGUGAGCAGUGCCAUACGUUUAGAAUAAGGCCUUGUUUUUGAAGAGCGUUUGUUUAGGCGUUGAUCUCAACCCGUUGGUCUCUGAAGGCUGAUGAUGUGUGCGGUGUUGCUUGUAUUGCUCUGUCCUCUCUGCCCCUUCAGCCCCCAAUCAGGACUCAUCCGUGAGCUCGGCCGCUGCUCUGCGAACGGCCUCGGCUCCUCCCAGGUCAGCGCUCAGGCCUCAGGGAUGCUCGGUGCCUGACCAGCCCCUUCCGUUCCCCUCAGCUCAGCACCGAUGUUGGGUCAUUUCAAUUCUCCACCAGAAGAGGGAGCCGUCGUUCCACGUAGCCGCGUCCGCUUCUCAUCAGUAAAAAGGCAUUCAUUCAUUUUUCUUUCUUUUUUUUUUUUUUUGAUGGUUUUUAAA